This is a messenger RNA of Poecile atricapillus (Black-capped chickadee), 2686 nucleotides long. Its product is annotated as E3 SUMO-protein ligase PIAS2-like. Lineage: Eukaryota; Metazoa; Chordata; Aves; Passeriformes; Paridae. Gene Ontology annotation, molecular function: transcription coregulator activity; zinc ion binding; SUMO ligase activity. The transcript has 10 exons. The record is from RefSeq and is a predicted model, not a curated record. Gene Ontology annotation, biological process: regulation of transcription by RNA polymerase II; protein sumoylation. The coding region runs from base 198 to 1187 and encodes 329 amino acids.
UGUCCGUACUAAAUACGACGGGUUUCUUCUCACUAUUUCCCUCAGGGCGGGAGAGGCGGCCCGCCAUAGAGGAGUGGAACGCCCUCCCCCUCGUAGCCGGAGCUGUCCUCCUCCGUCACGUGCCGGGGGCGUGCACAGGGUGCACGAUGGUGGCGGUGGGGCCUGGCGGCGGCAGCAGCACCACCAGCGGGUAGAAAAUGGCGGAUUUCGAGGAGCUGCGGGGAUAUGCUCCACCACCAAAAAAUGGAAUUGAACAGAAGCAACCUGGGCGUCCUUUAAAUAUAACAUCUCUAGUUAGGUUGUCAUCAGCAGUGCCAAAACAGAUUUCCAUUUCCUGGGCUUCUGAAAUUGGAAAGAAUUACUCCAUGUCUCUGUAUCUCGUUCGCCAGCUCACUUCAGCUAUGCUUUUGCAGAGGUUAAAAAUGAAAGGUAUCAGAAACCCUGAUCAUUCCAGAGCACUAAUUAAAGAAAAACUUACUGCAGAUCCUGAUAGUGAGAUUGCUACAACCAGUCUGCGGGUAUCUUUGAUGUGUCCUCUGGGAAAAACAAGACUGACAAUCCCAUGCCGGGCUGUUACUUGCACACACCUGCAAUGUUUUGAUGCUGCUCUUUAUCUUCAAAUGAAUGAAAAGAAGCCUACCUGGAUCUGCCCUGUCUGUGACAAAAAGGCAACUUAUGAGAGCCUAAUAUUAGAUGGGCUCUUUAUGGAAAUCCUUAAUGAAUGUUCAGAUGUGGAUGAGAUCAAAUUCCAAGAAGAUGGGUCCUGGUGCCCCAUGAGGCCAAAGAAAGAAGCAAUGAAAGUCUCAAGUCCACAGUGCACCAAAAUAGAAAGUUCCAGUGUUCUUAAGAAACCCUGUUCUGUGACAGUGGCCAAUGAAGUAAACAAGAAGAAAGUUGACGUUAUUGACUUGACAAUAGAAAGCUCUUCUGAUGAAGAGGAAGAUCCUCCUGCCAAAAGGAAGUGCAUAUUUAUGUCUGAAACACAAGGAAGCCCAACCAAAGGGGUUCUUGUGUAUCAGCCACCUACUGUCAGAGUGCCCAGAGUGACAACAGUUGAUGCUGCUGCUAUUCCACCUUCAUUAACAGACUACCCAGUACCAUUCCAUCUUCCACCAAUAUCCAGUAUUUCAUCAGACUUGCCAGGACUGAAUUUUCUUUCACUAAUCCCAGUUGAUUCACAGAUCUGAACUGCCAAAAGCGGGAAUAACAGAAGUUUGUUCAUGCGGAAGACUGCAAGCAGGUAUGCUGCUAUGAACUGUCCAUUUUGGACAGUUCAAACAGCUCAGGCUCAGUUUCAAACUUAUGCCAAAGAUUCGAAUCCACAGGGUAAGAGAAAGUAAAGUGUGUCAAACAAUGUGCGCGUGUGUGUGGGGUGUCUUAUCUUCUUUGACAUCUGGCAACCUUGUUCUGUUUCUAAAUGCUUAGAAUGUUCAGCUCUGAAAUAGCUUGUCUUUCACUUCAGGAAAUUUAAAUCAACUUAAGAAUUUUUCCUUAUCAGACUUGAUCAGGGCUCAUUUAUCACUACUAAAAUGUUUAUAUACCUGCAUAUAUUGUUGUCAGUGUAUACUAUGAAAAUGUUGAUUAGUACAGCUGCUGCCGUUUGAGGGGAUGAAAUUAUUCUAACCUCCACUGAAGGAGCAGAAAGCAUUUUGCUGCCUUUCAUAAUGAAAGGAGCCUAAAAUAGGCAGUUGGGCCCAGUACCUAUGGGCAGUGAACAUUCUCCAAAUGUUAAGGGGUUUUGUGGGUGGGAUUUUUGUGGACAUGAUGUUUCUUAAUGUGCUAAUAAAUGUUCAAGCUAACUAUUUAAUAAGAAAAUCAAAAAGGGGAGGAUGAGGGAAAAGGACUCGGUUCAUCUUUGCUUGAUUACUUGCUGGUCUGCAGAACUCUGGUUUUUGCUAUGCAUGUGUUAACAAGGGUCUGAUAGUAAAAUGUUUUGUGCUUGUCGCUCUUCAGAGCAUACAUUUUCCUUGUGCAGUUAAUCUCUUCAUUCUUCAUUGUUUCAAGCAGUACUGUCCUCUUAUGUUUUUGGAUAGUCUCACUUCAACCUUAACAAGCAGCAUGCCUGGCAGCAUCAUCACAUCAACCAGCCACCAUGAGAGCAGCACAUGUUAGCUCCUCCAGCAGGAGCAAGACAGGAGUGAUAACCAGAAGCAAAGGCAGUGUUCCUGACAUCAUCUCACUGGACUGAAACAAGGGCCAGCACAGGACUCCCAGAGAAAUUGCACAGAGCUGUUGCUUGUAUCUCUGGAAAUUCAUAAUCUCAGAAGUUAUGCUGAUAUUUAUUGAAAGGAUUUGCCUUCUAGAAAAUGGAGUAAAUUCAUCAACACCAAACAGAAGUGAUAGAUUUUUUUAUUUUUUUUUUCUUGCUCAUUAUACAGCUGGCAUAGAAAAGGCCCCUUCAUAACAUGCGUUUAUGCUUUUGGUUUGUUCUGGGGAAACUGUUGCUGGGUGGAUGUGGAUGCUAGCUUUGGAGCAAGCUGUAGGCCCAUGGCCUGACAGGCCUGCCUGAGAAGCUAGCCUGGGAAAUUCAUGGGAGGAUUCAAAACAAUCCUCAAAGACACAAAACAGCCUGCAGGUGCUGUUUUCUGAUUCCUGUGUUUUCCUUACAGGAGAAGGUCAGGGGGUGGUAAACCCCACUGACCAAUGAUGGUAAUGUAGUAUUUUACUAACCAAUAAGAGUUUCCUU